AUGAAAAAUACAUUGACUGUGAAGCGGCCUUCGCCAACCACCGUGUUAUACAAAGUGUCGACCCGCUCAGCAAACACCACAGUUCCAGCACGAGUCCGUCGCACCCUCACCGGACUGGUCAGAAUACUGAUAGGUCUGACUCUGCUAUGCAUCCUUACCGCAAAGACCCACGCAUCUGCAACUCCACGCUGGAAAAGUCAUACAGACUACGCCUCGGCCUUUUUGCCUCCAGCCCUCACGGAAGUAUCCACGACUACUGCAUCGCGGAUUCCAUGGCUGUAUCUGGCUCCUGUCAGUUUAGUCAUCUACUCUCUUAUACUCAAGAAAGGGUAUACCACUGAGUCUUUGCUGGUUAUCCGUGGUAUGGGUGUGCAAACUACGACGAGCAGUCCGACCUACCUCAGCACUGCGACCACGAGGUUCAUUCCCACCAAUAUGAUUCAGGAUAUCUUUGUGUACGAGGCUUUCAAGGGGUUUGAAGUCAAAUUCUAUCUGGCUAUCGUGGUCGAGGGCGAACACGAUGUUGUCGUGAUGUGGCAGAGCAUACUUCCGCGAAGGCGAGUGCUGGAAGAGGUCUGGAGAGGCGCAAAAUCAUGUCUGUAUGAGCCAAAAUCCUAA
This is a messenger RNA of Aureobasidium namibiae CBS 147.97, 618 nucleotides long. RefSeq lists its product as uncharacterized. Bases 1 to 618 code for a protein of 205 amino acids. The transcript has 2 exons. Lineage: Eukaryota; Fungi; Ascomycota; Dothideomycetes; Dothideales; Saccotheciaceae. The record is from RefSeq and is a predicted model, not a curated record. Gene Ontology annotation, biological process: GPI anchor biosynthetic process. Gene Ontology annotation, cellular component: glycosylphosphatidylinositol-N-acetylglucosaminyltransferase (GPI-GnT) complex.